AAUCCUUCUCCAGGCCAGUUUUCUUGCUCCCGUGAUCGUGGUUCUGAUGUGGAUCAAGCCCAUUUCGCGAGACCUCUUGCUGCGGGCUCCCAUGGGCAAGGAGACGGUCCAGAUCAUGUCGGACACCACCUACAAUUCUGUACGCCUCUGGACGAUUGUAGUGCUGUGUGUGCUACGCCUGGCUGUCAUCCGCUACCAUCUCCAGGCGUAUCUGAAUCUAUCUGAGCGUUGGGUGGAGCAAAUGAAGCGGGAGGCCGGCCGGAUCACCGUGCUGGAGAUUCAGCGGAAGAUCACCAGAAUCUACUGCUAUGUAACCGUCGUCAGCCUCCAAUACCUGGCGCCAAUUUUUCUCACCCUGCACUGCACCCUCAUCCUCAAAACUCUGGGUGACUAUUCCUGGGGCCUGUAUCCUGAGCCUGCACUAACAUCUCCAGCGCCUGAUGCCAUUCCGGUUUGCCAGGCCGCAGCCUCUGAGGACUCUGGGAGCGAAGAUAUCCAGGCGGCGGUAGAACAGAUCACUGCGUCUCUUAGUGCCUUGGGCACCGUCUUCACUCCUCUUUUCUACCGGGGGCUGUUCUCUUUCUACGUCUGGUGGAUUGCGGCCUGUCAAGUCGUUUCCGUUUUCUUUGGCCUCUAUUUCCAUCAGCACUUGGCUGUAUCCUAAGGGAGAAGAUUUCCCUUUGGCUCUUGGAGCGAGACGUUUGGGGGUCCAGAAUAUGGAUUUCUUUUGAGGGUUUGCAAACUGAUAGCUGGGUUGUCAUCCUUGAGAAAAAAGUUUUCUUGCAACGUCGCUUAGAACAGGGGUGUGCAAACUUGGGAACUUUAAGACUUUAAGAGAGCUGAGGUGGCGCAGUGGUUAGAGUGC
Thamnophis sirtalis is the source of this 865-nucleotide messenger RNA. The record is from RefSeq and is a predicted model, not a curated record. Lineage: Eukaryota; Metazoa; Chordata; Lepidosauria; Squamata; Natricidae.